AUGAAGCGCACACAUGCACAGGCCGAUGAUGAACCCGUUGAGGUUCACGAUAGUGGGUUUAUGUCACCCAUGAUGAUGUUUCCUCCAUUUCCACACAAUGAUACAUUUGUGGAAAGUCGUCAAUUUAAAUUAGUUGCAGGACCAAUUUCUAAUCCUGAUGCUGAUGAAUUUACAUUUAAUCAUGCACCUAACGAUUAUGGUGUUAUGGAUCUUCAAAACGCAAGAAUUACUGGAACCAUUACAAUUACGGGCCUUGAUAAUACCCAAUUGGCAGCCACUCAAAAUGUGGCAAUUUGUCAAUCACCGCUUAGAUUGGGAUGGAAGUCACGAGAAGUAUUGGUGAAUAAUCAACGCAUUAAUUCGUUGUCAUCACAGGAAAAUGAAAUUGAAUUCAUAAAUCAUUUAACACGCGAAAUACCUCAGGCCUAUACUCCCGAUCAAGAAAUAACAGGAUGUAUUCAUAAUACUCCUGGUGCGGCUAAUUGUAGUGAUAGUAUAAUAGAAAUGAGAGAUCCAACCGAUGCAACGCACGUUAAUAAAGGUCUUGGCCAACGCUAUUUAUUGUGUAAAAGAGAUGUACCUUUCAAAUGUUAUGAUUUCGUUAAUGUAAUGGGUGAUAAUAAGCGGUAUGUUGUGUCAUCAUUUAAUAUGACCGUGAGAUUAAGGCGUUUAGAAAAAACAAAAACCUUAAUGGGUGCUGCAGACCAUUGUGCUGCGGCAAAAAUUCGUUAUUCAGAUUUAGAAAUUCAUGUUCAAGCGUUUAAGCCAAAAGCACAAUUAAUGGCCGCCAUUAACAGCGCCAUGAUUCAGAAAGGCGAAGAAGCAAAAUAUUAUAUACGUCACCAUCGUUAUGUGCCCAUACCCGUUGCAAUAGGCACACGUAAAAUUGUAAAAAAUGAUCUUUUUACGGGUGCACGACCAACGCGUAUGUUUAUCUAUAUUCGUACACAGGCACGAUAUAACGGUGCGCAUACUAGCAAUCCAAAUCGAAUGAUUUUUCCAGAUUUAGAAUUUUUAGGUGUUAAAAUUAACGAAGCUUUUGUUGAACCUACAAUUGAAAAUUCAAAAGAAGCAUACAUAAAUUUACGACGUGUUUUAAAUCGUAAAUAUGAUGAGAUGCCGUUUAGUUACAAAAAUUAUUUAACCGAUUAUGGUCUUAUUGCAAUUGAUUUAUCUGAAAACAAAGAUAGUUACAAUCAAAUAUUGCCCAAUGCAACUAGCGGUAUUGUAAGUCUUGAAAUACGUCUUAAUAACGGACUUGCUGCGGCAAGUCAAUUGAUAGUGGUUGGCGAAUUCAGAAAUCAAUUAUCUUGUGCAUACCAAACGGAAUCACGUUUAAAAUUCGCGUAUUAA
Messenger RNA from Paramuricea clavata, 1353 nucleotides. The record is from the annotation of a GenBank genome assembly. Lineage: Eukaryota; Metazoa; Cnidaria; Anthozoa; Malacalcyonacea; Plexauridae.